Molecule: messenger RNA, 2172 nt
Organism: Phytophthora sojae
Lineage: Eukaryota; Oomycota; Peronosporomycetes; Peronosporales; Peronosporaceae
Exons: 4
Coding region: 1-2172 (723 amino acids)
Biological process (GO): post-embryonic development
Molecular function (GO): protein binding
Source: RefSeq, a predicted model, not a curated record
AUGCAACGCUCUCGUCGACGAGCCCCGAAGCUCCAGCCGACGCCACUGAAGGCUCGCGACGCGCUACAGGAAGUGACCAGCUACUGCAUCUCGUGCGGCAGCCGCAACGUCGUGUCGUUCAGACCCACCGCAGGCAACAACAGCGUCGACCACAGACUCAUCAAGUGCCGAAGCUGCGGAGUGAUCUCACCAGACUUCAGUCAGCCCAAGCCGCGCUCUGGUGUCAGCGAGGACUUUAUCCCACCCGAGAAAGCGCGCGUACACGAGAUGGCGGAUCAAGUGCUGGACGCGUUCACGCAUCAGCGUAUCAAACUAAAACUGCAACGAGCGCUUGCAUUUGCUCAGGGAGACCUCGGAUUGCUAUGUCAUAAAUAUCUCCCCAUUGCGAUCGAAGUCUUCGCCCACGUGGUGUCUCGCUUCGGCUUCACCGAUAGCAUCGACGGUGUGAUGGAGAGCGUGCAUGUCAUGCAAAAUCUCGCCAAGGACGACGAUCUGCUAGUUCAAAAGCUCAUUAGAAUCCGAAAGCUGCUCACACCGACGGGAAAUUGGAUCCAAGAAGACGCCGACGCUGAGAAAGACGACGAACGCUGCAGGGAGUUGGAGCAGCAGGUACUUGAGCAGAAGCGCGAGGAGGAGCGACGAAAGGAGCAACUCGCAUUGGAGAACGCCAAGAAGGCGCGUCUGCGGGCGAAAAAAAUCGCCAUGGGCCUCGACCCGUCCGUAGAGCGCCCUCCAGUCCUCGUGGAUGCCCCCCCUCCAAAUGUAGCAGCCAUCGAGAAUGCCCGUCUGGAGCUACGCGUCAAUGCCAAGUUUGUGCAGAAGUUCCAGUGGUCCUUCAAUGGGCGAGCUAUCGAGGCCGAAGAAUUUGUGUCCGGCAUCAACCGGUGCACGCUCAGAAUUCCCAAGCUCACGAAGCGGGUGACUGGAGAGUACUUCUGCACAUGUGAGAACGAAGAGGGCGCCGUGAGCACUACAACCUGCCGGGUAUCUCUUGCAGCCUUAAAGCUUUCCCGGAUCGGAAGCAAGCCACUCGGCACGCUGCUCUCGUCUCCGAUGUACUCGUGUGAGAAGAAUAUGCUGAUGACUUGCGCCGGCGGUACAGUAAACGUGUGUGACGCGAAGGCGCUCACUCCAGUGAGGGCGUUCCCUGCGCUGCCAGCGGCUAUGGAGGCGAUUGCAUGGAGCCCCCACGCCAAACUGGUGGUUGCGUGCUCGACUGGAAGCCAGCAAGAGAAGUCCCAGAUCUACUUGUAUUCGCCUGGAGCAGCUUCCACUAGCGACAUCUCUCCGACGGUAACAAAUCGUCGGCGCAACAACAGCAACAUGGGGCUGCCUCCUUCAAAGCCCAAGGCGCCUUCGUUCGGCAGCUCGCUGAAGUUUCAACUGGUCGAUGUUCAGUCUGUUGACUCGGUGACUGAAGUUCGAGCAGCAGAGUUUCUCGACAACGGGAGGACGCUGCUUGUGUCCGACAUGAUGCAUUGCGUUGUGCUGUACGACUUGUCGCCAACGUUCAGGUGCAGGAAGACCCUAUCGUUUGGAAGUGACGUAGUCUGUCACGUUGCAGCUUGUCCGAGUACUGCGGCGCUGUUUGUAUUGGCAUUCCGCGGCAAGUCUUUCAUCAAUCUCUACAAUGGCUCCAACGGCAGCAAAACCAGCAGUGGAGACCUAUCAGAGCACCGUAUCGACUUCAAGUUCCCUGUUCACCGGGCAACGUUUGACGCGUCCGGGUACUACCUGGCUACGGCGGAGACUGGAUUCAUGAAGACCUGGAUCUCCGUCGUCAGCGUGAACACAAAGAAACAUUCGAGCAGGCGCUUCGUAGCUCAUGCUGGCAGACUCACCGGCCUUCAGUGGACGAUGAGCACUUCUCUGAUCAUUUCCAGCAGCCAUGACGGGUACGUGAAGGUGUGGGAUCCUGUGGCAACGUCCAAUCUCUUGAGUGUCCACAUCGACGCGUACGGGAUCCACUCGAUGCUGCUCGUGGAAGACGUCGGCGUCCUCGUCACUCAAGGAUUCAGCGAUUGCCGUCUCCAAAGUCGGUCGAUGGUGCAUCUCCCCGAGCUGGAGGCGUCGCGUCUUGUUGAGAUGAACAAGCAAGCCGCGAACAUCCAGAAGGUGUGGAAAGGCAAGAAGACGCGCGAGCUCAUUGCCAAGUACAUCAGAGCGAACUAG